UGUGGUUAAAGCUUUGAUUUUAAAGAUAUAACAGUGGUAUACGUUGGAACUGUGAUAAAGAUGCAGAGCUUUCAAAGGAUGAAGCUAAUGAUUUGUUUUCUUUUUUCUCAUAAUUUUAUUCUACUUAUAGUCACAGCUUAUCCUAUACAAAGAAUAGAUCCUGAUAAUUCUGAAUUAAAAGAUGAAAGGCGAUAUCCAAAUGGAACAGUUGUGGGAACAUAUACGUAUAAAGACAGGGAAGGCAAUCCUGUACACGUUAAAUACUUUGCUGAUGAUUCAAGUUAUGGUGUGGAACUGAAAAGCUUUAAAGUCAUGGAUUCAAAAUAUCCGUUUCAACAGCAAAAAUCGGACUUUUCUGCGAAAACGGGUGAUUUGAAAGUUGAUAAAGCCUUCGGGUUAUUCGAUGAUAAAACUCAACCGGUCCCUAAAUCAGACUUUGACAUUUAUAUGGAAAACGAGGUUAAGCCAGAAAAAUGCGUCACAGAGAAAGUUCGUGUGUAUUAUGACAAAAACAAUAAAAGAAAAGUAAGAAACGCUUUUAAUCCAUUCGAAUCCAUCAGUUCAUGCCAAGAACACGGGGCUAACGGGCACGAAGCUCACCUAAUGUUAAGUGAUACCGCCGACCUUGGACACUCUCAAUGCCAGAGGGCUCUUUGA
This is a messenger RNA of Pieris brassicae (large cabbage white), 657 nucleotides long. RefSeq lists its product as uncharacterized. The record is from RefSeq and is a predicted model, not a curated record. Lineage: Eukaryota; Metazoa; Arthropoda; Insecta; Lepidoptera; Pieridae. The coding region runs from base 61 to 657 and encodes 198 amino acids. The transcript has 5 exons.